Emiliania huxleyi CCMP1516 is the source of this 2787-nucleotide messenger RNA. RefSeq lists its product as hypothetical. The record is from RefSeq and is a predicted model, not a curated record. The coding region runs from base 1 to 2787 and encodes 928 amino acids. Lineage: Eukaryota; Haptophyta; Isochrysidales; Noelaerhabdaceae. The transcript has 5 exons.
AUGCGCGUCUCGGACGUGGCCGACGCCUUCGCUCAUUUGCCGAUCGCGCCCGAGCUGUGGCCGUUCUUCUUCUCGCGGUUCUGGCUAGAGCACCGGGGGCCGCUGUACCUGCUGGUGAACGUCUGUUGCGACUUUGGGACAGCGGGCAUGCCAGGCACAUUCAAGCGGUUUUUCGUCGACGGGGUCGUGCAGAUGGCAAGGUCCGAGCAGGUCCUCACUCUGCCUAUGGCGAUACACGUCGAUGACUGCGCGCUCAUGGGACCUGACCGAUGCCAGGUUGACAAUGAGAUGCUCGGCUUCCAUUGGUGGUGCUCGUUGCUCGGAGUCUUCUUCAAGGCUGCGAAGGACCGCCCCGCCGCAAUGUGCCAGUACGUGAUCGGCUUCUGGUGGAACUCCGUGGACCGCACGCGCACCCUCGACCCCGCUAAACGGGACGAGUACAGUGCGAUGCUGGACGAGAUGUGCGGGCGACCGUCCCUCACGCUGAACGAGAUGCAGGUUGCCGCCGGCCGGAUCCAACGGUGCGUCAUGACUUUUCCACCCGGGGCGGGCUGUCUGCUCUCUGGCCUGUUUGGGCUCAUGACAGGCCUCCGCUUCGCGUGGCAACGGCGGCGCCUCACGCGGGCGAUUAAAUUGGACUUCCAGAUCGUGCGGCGCCUUUUGCAGUGGAACCACGGGCGGGGAUUCUUCUCGUACCUUGGCCUCCCGAGGGCGGGCGAGGUGCGCUCGGAUGCCAGCCGGGGCAGCCUCUAUGCCGGGGGGGGCUAUGUCGACGUGUGGGGCAGGUACAGCCUGUGGCGUUACACGCGGUCGGCCGCUCGCUCGCUCAUCGACUACCUCGAGGGGGACGCUGUCACAGUCGCCACCGCGGAGCUUGGUCACUCUUGGCGCGGAUGCAUCGUCCCCUUUGCCGUUGACAACCGGACCAUCGAGGGCUCGGGCUCGCGGGGAAGGUCGCGAGCGGAGCGGCUUCGCUUCCUCAUGUACGAGUUCUUCGCCCUGCAGUUGCGAUACGGGUUUGUCUACUCCUUCUACUGGAUCAGCUCGGAGGCAAACUACCUGGCGGACGACCUGUCGAGAGGCCGCGAGGCGGAGUUCCUCGCGAAGGUCGAUGAGAGCGGCUUCCUGGCUCCAGGCGCUUUCCUGCAGAGGAGCGCCGGCGCGGGCAGGGAGCGCGCGCUGCCGGAACGCCGCCGGCGGACGUGGAUCACGCUUUGCCUUUUUGUCACGUGCGUGGUCGAGCAGACUGAGGCCGUCACCCCUCUCGCAGUCCAUGGCGGCCUUCCCCUCGUGGCGGUCAUCCUGGGCGCCAUCAUAGCGGGCGAACAUGGGGACAACGAUCCUCUCCAUGGCCUCCCGUGCCGGUGGGUGCGACCGGUGGAGAGCGUCUUUGACAACCGGCUGGCGCCGUCGUCAUGGCGUACGGUGAAUGCGGCCAUGAAGUACUGGAAGGAGACGUGUUUGCAGUACGGCUGGUCGGUCAUCAUCUACACAGAUGACCCCGAGAGGGGCGGAAAGCUUGCCGCAUGCGUAAUGUCGAUGGUCGUGGACACGAAGCUUGUCUUCGGCUCGAUCGAGGGCUACGCGUGGGGCAUCUGCACGUGGCAGCAGAUGAUGCACCAGGCAGAUCCACGUCUUGGCGUCGUCGAUUGGACCAUGUUCAUGGCCGGGGUCAAGGUCUUGACGUGGGUCCCUGGCGAGCCUCGGAAGGCCGUCCCCUUCGCCAUCGUCGCCGCCAUUAUCAGGGCGACUGACGUGAGGAACUUCGCAUCCGUCCAGCUCGUUUUCCUCAUCCUCCUGCUCGUGUACACCUUUUCUCGCUCCGAGUCAGGCCUCUGCAAGACCUUUGAGGGGCGUGAGAGGUUUGACAAGACCGAACAUAUGACGGUCAGCGACGUCGACAUCGGACAGGUCCAGGACGAAAGCGGCAACACGGUGCGGGGAUUGUGGGUCCGUUUCAAGAAGAUCAAGCAGGACCAGCGUGUGGAGCGCCCAGAGGCGAGGGGCGACGGCGACUGGGCCUUUGUUGGCGAUGUGGCUGACUCGAGGUACAGCAUCAUUGCGUGGUUCGUGCGCCUCAUGGGGUUCCACAUCGCCGUCCUCAACGCCCGUCGCGACCCAGACGAGCCUUUCUUCCUCGAGACGGUGGAUGGCCGCCGACGCCCCCUCCGCUACGCGCCCGCCAUGGACCAGUUCAAGGCGGCUCAACGCGCUGUCGGUGUCGCGGCGGGCGAGGAGGGCGGGCUCCACGGCCUGCGGGUCGAGGGCUACAACAACUCGAAGCGGGUGUUGGGCGAGGACGUGACGGUGGCGCAUGGCUUAAUGAAGAGCGAUGCCCACAAGCGCUACUCGCGUUUCCCGAUGGGUCUCGUUGCUCAGAUCCCAGCCGCGGGUGGUGGCUCGGCCGCUGCCACAGCAAGCGGCGCGGUCGCGGCGGUCGACGGGCGGGUCGAGGGCCCAGCGAACGUGGUGCCUGAGGGGGGCGACGAGGCUGGCGACGUCCACACGUCCAUCGCGGAGGCCGAGGCCGCCAGCGAGGCCAACCUCCUCCCCGACGGCUGGCGCCUCUCCCAGGGGGGCGGCUACGUGGGGCCAGACGGCCGCUCCGCGCUCAGCCGGGCCGAUGCGUGGCGCGAGUGGGAUGAGUCGUCGCGCGCCGAGGCGGACGGCGACGCUCUCCCCGACUACCUCUCUUAUGACGACGACGGCGAGGCAGGCGCCUCCGACUCCGACUCCAUGCCGGGCCUCGAGGAGGUCUCGGACUUUGCCAUCAGUGCGAUGGAAUAG